Messenger RNA from Aspergillus piperis CBS 112811, 999 nucleotides. RefSeq names its product PQ-loop repeat-containing protein. The transcript is spliced from 8 exons. Bases 1 to 735 code for a protein of 244 amino acids. The record is from RefSeq and is a predicted model, not a curated record. Lineage: Eukaryota; Fungi; Ascomycota; Eurotiomycetes; Eurotiales; Aspergillaceae.
AUGUCCGCAUCAACCGACGCCACCCCGGCAUCCAAUGUUCUUGGCACUAUCGGCACCGUUUUCUGGUGUAUCCAGCUUGUCCCCCAGAUAUGGUAUAACUGGCGACGGAAGAAAACAGAAGGGCUGCCUCCUGCAAUGGGGUUCUUGUGGGCUAUUUGUGCUGUGCCCAUGGGCGUGUAUCUGAUCCUACAGGAAGUCAAUCUCCCGAUGCAAAUCCAGCCUCAGAUUUUCGGGACUUUUUCGGCCAUUAUCUGGGCCCAGAUUCUACAUUAUGACCACAGUUACACCUCCCAAAAAGCCACAUUCGCGUGUGUUGGCCUCCUAGCGAUCAUGGGUGGGGUCGAAGCCCUACUCAUUUUGACACUAAGGAUCCCAUACAAUAAGGGCAUCACCUGGCCGGAUCUCCUGGUGGGUGCGAUAGCCACGGUACUUCUCGCUGGCGGCAUGCUACCAAUAUACUUUGAAUUGGGGAAAAGGCAAGGACGGGUGAUCGGAAUAAAUUGGGUCUUCUUAUGCAUCGACACGCUGGGAGGGCUCUUUUCAAUUUUCGCCCUUGUGGCACAAGGGUCAUUCGAUAUCCUUGGCGGGGUUAUGUAUAUCGUCGUUGUGGUACUCGAGCUGGGAAUUUACCUCAGCCACAUCAUUUGGCGCAUUCGGUUCCGUGAGGCCCGAAAGGAAGCCAAGCUUUCGGGGAGAAAUGUGGAGGACGUUCUCCGAAUGUCUAGCCCGGCCUAGUAGGCGACCUUAAAGAAUAAGCAUACGUCGCUCCGGUGCCAGCCUCAUGAACUGGAUCCACGUGAGGUCACUUUCUGGCAAGGCCCAGAACCGCUUCAAGAAGGACAAGACAUUCCGUCGGUCCAAUGUGCCGCUGACCUCCAUAACCAGUUCAAUCUCGUGUGCGACCACUUCCUGUUUCUGCGGGCACCCACGGCACUCGGUGCCUGCAAUGAAAAGCGGCCACACAAGGUCAUGAGCGAAUGAGUGCUUGUCAACGAGAAG